CCCCCCCUUCUCGUCGGUGAUUGGAGGAGAGAAGUGUCCAUCACUUCGUCUUUUCUUCUUAGCGACUUCGGACAGGUUGGGGAGAAGGCGAAGAGCGAGCGGUCUGUAGUUGGCAGGGAUACCUGGCCUCAGAUGCAACAAUGGAUCUUGUUCUGAACUACGCUGACAGCUCUGUUUUGACACCAUAUGUUUAUCCUGCGACAUGGCCAGAAGAGGAUCCUUUCCGGCAGCUAAUCACCCUCUUCAUUGUGACAAACCUUGGCGGACUUGUCAUUUAUUUUCUGUUUGACACUCUCAGCUACUACUUCAUAUUUGAUCAUUCUCUGAAGAAACACCCCCAGUUUUUAGAGAAUCAAGUGGCACGCGAGAUAAAAUACAGUAUGAAAUCAUUACCGUUGAUCAGUGUUCCCACUGUUGCUAUCUUCUUUGCUGAAGUGAGAGGCUACAGCAGACUGUAUGAUAACAUCGAAGACUCUCCUUAUGGCUGGUUUGGUGUUAUCUUCAGCAUGCUGUCUUUUCUUUUCUUCACUGACAUGUGCAUUUACUGGAUUCACCGAUUUCUCCAUCAUAAACUUGUAUACAAGCAUUUACACAAGCCUCACCAUACGUGGAAAGUGCCGACACCUUUUGCGAGCCACGCUUUCCACCCUUUGGAUGGCUUCCUUCAGAGCGUCCCUUACCACAUCUACCCAUUCCUCUUCCCGCUGCACAAGGUGACCUACCUAGGCCUCUACAUCUUCGUCAACAUCUGGACGGUCUCUAUUCAUGACGGAAACUAUCGCGUUCCUGGUGCCUUAAAGGAGAUCAUCAAUGGGGCCGCCCAUCACACCGAUCACCACUUAUACUUUGAUUACAACUAUGGCCAGUAUUUCACACUCUGGGAUAAAAUUGGAGGCUCGUUCAAAAACCCGUCCGCUUUUGAAGGGACAGGGCCACACGAUUGUGUGAAAAAGCUGAAAGAAAGUGAAUCAAGCAACAUGGGAAAUGGUUGCGGACAUGAGAAAGUGCAAAAUGGAGACAGUCUUAAAAACAAAUAGGUAGAAACGCUAAAUAAGCCUUUGUUUUAAAAGAACUGCAUUGAAGUAGAAGUGACCCCUCAUAUUACGCUGGGAGGAUUUGGGUACUGUACAUUUCACCAAGAGAUGGAAUCUUCCCACCCAAAACCUUGUGCAGUGGGCUAUGAUUGGUAAAGCAUAAGUUGCUGAGAUGCCUUCAGUGUUAAUAGAAUACUGUAAUGGUUGGGGUGUUGUGUGGUUUCUGAGCUGUAAAGGUUAUCUAUGCUAAUGGUGACAGCAUGUUCCUUAUGGGCACGCCCUGUUUCUUCCUAGAUUCACAGGAGCCAAAACAGGGCCAGUGAGUUCUGCCCUCGCCACAAGAAUGAGACAGGAAUGCCUAUUUCAGCUUCCCAGUCUUCUUCGCGUGAUGUCAAAGUGUCACAUCAGCCCCAGAGCCCAUUCUUAGAAGUAGCUCAGUUGUAACACCAGCCGUGAAUUGAAGAUGCUACCAGUCAGGACUCUGCAGUUAACACACAACUGCUUUUGGAUUUACUAAAGGGAUACUUGGAUAAUGGAAGGGGGAAAUAAAGAGGUAAUGAGAAUGGCUCGUGCCAUUAGAUUUCCAGUGUGAAGCCUGCAGCAGACGGUUUUCCAAAAGUGCCCAUCUGUUGAGGCCAAGAAAAAGACAAAGAAUAGUUUUAUAGAAAGCCAAGAAAAAGCUGUAAUUAUUUUGUAGGUUAUUGUCAUAGAAAGCUGUUCUCUAAAAAAAAAACCCCUGAAAAAACCCUUUUUGUAAAUGUCAGGUGCCUGGAGGAUGAUAGUUUGCGUGACGUGUUUCGGGCCUGACUUCUGCAGAAUAAACCCUUGCUGGGGAUUUUUAAUCUUCUCAACCAAAAGCUGCACAAUGUAGGAACCCAAUUUUUUUAAAGAAAAGAUGUCUUUUACUAUGUCUUCAAAAAUGCUGUUGUCAGUGUUCUGUGGGGAAUUGUGCUGGAAGGGCUGACUUCUUUGCCUUUCCGUAGGAUACCUGUGUCUGUUCCACCAAGGAAGCCUCGUGUUUUGCUUCAGAUGAAGAAUGAUCAUCUCUGGUUUGUGGGGAGGGAAGAACGGGAAAAAAAAACUUUUUGCCAACCGAAUUUAACAUUUUUAAAAAGUUAAAAGGAAUGCACGUAAUUGUUUUGAACAGUCGGCCGCAGUGUGGAGCUUUUACUGUGUCAUAUCUAUUGUAGGCAGUGCAUCCAUGAAUUAGUUUCAUUGGGGCAUACGUAGAAGCAUUUACUGGCAAAUUGCAGCCAGCGGGUAUUCUAAGUGGUUUCCUUGGCUCUCUGAUUUUUUUUUUAAAAAAAACUGCUGCUGCUUUUUCAAUUUUUAGCACAGAGAUUUUGAAGUCAAACUUCAGGGGGAAAAAAAGAUUCAGCAUGUACCCUUUUGAGAAUGCUGUGCUUUUAUUAAUAUAGUAUGGUCCACUCCAUAACAUUCCAGAUAUGGAGCAAAAUAAUAAUUUUUUUGCCUUUUAUAAUUGUCUUCUGAAAGAUGUUUACUUGCUUAAUCAGGAUUUAAAAACUGCCUUUCUCCAAAAAAUGCUUUCAGAAGCUCAAUGCAUGAGUGCUGCUAACCUUAUAUUUUAAAAUUGCCUGUGAUCACCAAGAAGGAAGAGUGUAUCUCUUUGUGAAGCUGUGAAUGUUUGAUGCUGCCCUUGUUAGUAUGGUAGUUUGGUCAUUUCAGUUAGUAACAUAGAUGUGAUUUCCUUGGAAACACUGUCAAUAAAGAUGCAAAAAUAUCCAUUGUGGCUUUUGAGGGUAAGCCCAGCUCUCACUCUCGAAGGAACUGCAAGGCGGGAGCAUAGCCAUCUGAGAAUCUACUGAAGACACCUUUGCUGAUUCUUGCUGAUGGUUCAGUAAGUUUCCUUGGGUUUUCCCUUAGGCAGCCUCUCUCAAACACGAGGUAAUUGCAGCGAGGAUUCUUCACUUUCUAGGGCAGGGGUCUGCAACCUGCGCUCUCCAGAUGUUCAUGGACUACAAAUCCCAUCAGCCCCUGCUAGCAUAGCCAUCCCCUCCACUCAGAGGAAAUGUUGGGGUGUGGGGGAGGGCUGUAAGAAUGAUGAUAUAUGAUCACACUUGUUUUGCGUCAGAUUCUUGAGUAGCAUGUCUACACUUGGGAUGGAUUUCAGCUUGUGUUAAACAGCAGCAAGAGCUGCUAGCCCUCAUUGGGCACAGAAGUACAAAAAUGCAUGGGCAGCUCCUGUAAAAUUUUCAGAAAACAGAAGUGGUUUCUUGCAGUAGCAGCAGAAAAGCCUUGCCAACUGAGUUGCAAAGUAUUUGCCAUUGUCCCCCUCCCCACAGCCUGCCAGCACUAUAAUAUUGACAUUACUCAUUUUGCCCUCCACCAUCGACUUUUGUGGGGGUAGGGAAGGGGUUUGAAGUUCGCUGUUUUGUAAGUUAGGUAGGUCCCCCCUUCAUAUAAUCACUGGUGCUGAUAAAAUCAUGAAUAAUUCUAGUCCACUGAGAUGAUCGGGGGUUCUAAUGAGAACCGUGUGCCUAUUUGAGUGUCUUCAGUGUCAAGUUCUUCCAAGGCCUGGUUCCUCAGUCAGAUGGUGAUUUUGCUUCCUGAGCAUUACGGCUACUGAGCACGACCGAGAAAAGAAGGAAUUGCAUUUGUGUGAAAAUUUUCUUUAAAAGGCUCCUGAAGGGACGUAGAUGAAGUUGUUGAUCAUUCGCUUGUAUUAAUUUUUUAAUACCUUUUUCUGGUGAAAAGUAAUAAAAAGUUGAACUUUCAGGUCAA
Messenger RNA from Sphaerodactylus townsendi, 3776 nucleotides. RefSeq names its product sterol-C5-desaturase (gene SC5D). Gene Ontology annotation, molecular function: iron ion binding; oxidoreductase activity. NCBI's taxonomy places the organism in Eukaryota, Metazoa, Chordata, Lepidosauria, Squamata, Sphaerodactylidae. The transcript is spliced from 5 exons. The record is from RefSeq and is a predicted model, not a curated record. Bases 141 to 1037 code for a protein of 298 amino acids.